Salvelinus namaycush (lake trout) is the source of this 478-nucleotide messenger RNA. RefSeq names its product fibulin-5-like. The annotation marks the transcript as partial. NCBI's taxonomy places the organism in Eukaryota, Metazoa, Chordata, Actinopteri, Salmoniformes, Salmonidae. The record is from RefSeq and is a predicted model, not a curated record. The transcript has 4 exons. Gene Ontology annotation, molecular function: calcium ion binding.
AUGGAUGAGUGUGAGACAGACUCCCACCAGUGUAACCCCACCCAGGUGUGUAUCAACACAGCUGGAGGAUACACCUGCUCCUGUACCGAGGGCUACUGGCUGGUCGGGGGACAGUGUCAGGACAUUGAUGAGUGUCGCUACGGUUACUGCCAGCAGCUGUGUGCCAACGUGCCAGGCUCCUAUUCCUGCUCCUGCAACCCUGGCUUCCUCCUCAACCCCGACAGCAGAACCUGUCAAGACGUGGAUGAGUGUGAGGACAACCCCUGCGCCCACGGCUGCUUCAACACCUACGGCUCCUACAUGUGUAGCUGUGAAGAGGGAUUCGAGCUGGCUGCUGACGGGACCACCUGCAAUGACCUGGACGAGUGUGGUUUCUCAGAGUUUCUGUGUCAGCACCGAUGUGUGAACACCCCUGGCUCCUUCCAGUGUCACUGUCCAGCGGGAUACUACCUUUACGAGGAUGGGAGGAGCUGUGAAG